Messenger RNA from Carcharodon carcharias (great white shark), 334 nucleotides. Its product is annotated as RING-box protein 1B-like. Gene Ontology annotation, cellular component: anaphase-promoting complex. Gene Ontology annotation, molecular function: ubiquitin protein ligase activity; zinc ion binding; cullin family protein binding. NCBI's taxonomy places the organism in Eukaryota, Metazoa, Chordata, Chondrichthyes, Lamniformes, Lamnidae. Gene Ontology annotation, biological process: anaphase-promoting complex-dependent catabolic process. The record is from RefSeq and is a predicted model, not a curated record.
AUGGCUUUGGUUGUAAAGCUCGAGGAGCUGGAAGAUCCAGCUUCUGCUCACAAUGUUGUGGGAGCCAGAGACAAGAUGUUCACCCUGAAGAAGUGGAAUGCCGUGGCCAUGUGGAGCUGGGAUGUGGAGUGUGAUACCUCCGCCAUCUGCAGGGUCCGCCUUGGUGUCAAGCCGAAAAUAAACAAGGUGACUAUAUUGUGGUUUGCGGAGAAUGCAACCACUCCUUCCACAACUGCUGCAUGUCGCUGUGGGCAAAACAGAACAACCGCUGCCCACUUUGCCAGGACUGGGUAGUGCAGAGAAUAGGCAAAUGAAAAUUGUGGGCAUCCUUUCA